Messenger RNA from Catharus ustulatus (Swainson's thrush), 2303 nucleotides. RefSeq names its product acid-sensing ion channel 2. Gene Ontology annotation, biological process: sodium ion transmembrane transport. Gene Ontology annotation, cellular component: membrane. The record is from RefSeq and is a predicted model, not a curated record. Bases 272 to 1843 code for a protein of 523 amino acids. Lineage: Eukaryota; Metazoa; Chordata; Aves; Passeriformes; Turdidae. Gene Ontology annotation, molecular function: ligand-gated sodium channel activity. The transcript has 11 exons.
CAUCACCUUGGUGUCUCCCUAAAUAAAACCAGCCCUCUUUAUCGCACCGAGGAAAUCAAGAACGAGAGUUUGAAUGGAUUUUAUAUAAAUAUUUACCCCGACGAAGCUACUGCUGAGCUCGUGGGACAAACUCGCAGCAGCUGGUCUCACUCUGCUUCCCUUGCCCGCCCCUAAAAGGGCUUAAUUACUUUGGGGAGGAGAGGGGAGAGAUCUGGAUCCCAGUUCUGGCUUCAGAUUGACCCAAAAAGCAGGACCAGGAUUUAAAUGAACUAUGGAUCUGAAGGACAGCACCAGCGAAGGCAGCAUGGGCAGCCUGCAGCCUUCCAGCAUCCAGAUUUUUGCCAACACCACCACGCUCCAUGGGAUCCGUCAUGUCUUUGUCUACGGGCCGGUGACCAUCCGGCGCCUGCUCUGGACUUUGGCCUUUGUGGGCUCGCUGGGUCUCCUCCUGGUGGAGAGCUCAGAUAGGGUGGCUUUUUACUUCUCCUAUCAGCAUGUGACCAAAGUGGAUGAGGUGGUGGCGAACAGCCUGGUGUUUCCUGCCGUCACCAUCUGUAACCUCAAUGAGUUCCGCUUCUCCCAGCUCACCACCAAUGACCUAUACCAUGCUGGAGAGCUCCUGGCUCUGCUGGACGUCAACCUGCAGAUCCCCAACCCUCACUUGGCUGACCCCGCUGUCUUAGCCAUCCUCCAAGAAAAGGCAAACUUUAAGCAGUAUAAACCCAAAGUUUUCAGCAUGCAGGAGUUCCUGGCACGGGUUGGCCAUGACCUAAAGGAUAUGAUGCUGUACUGCAAGUUCAGAGGCCAAGAGUGCAACCACAAGGACUUCAAAACUGUGUUUACAAAAUAUGGGAAAUGCUACAUGUUUAACUCAGGAGAGGAGGGGCGGCCUCUCCUCACCACGGUGAAGGGGGGGACAGGGAAUGGCCUGGAAAUCAUGCUGGACAUUCAGCAGGACGAGUAUCUGCCUAUCUGGGGAGAAACAGAGGAGACGACGUUCGAGGCUGGAGUCAAAGUGCAGAUCCACAGCCAGUCCGAGCCUCCCUUCGUCCAGGAACUGGGAUUUGGGGUGGCCCCCGGAUUCCAGACCUUUGUGGCCACCCAGGAGCAAAGGCUGAUGUCCCUGUCCUGUCCCCAGCUGACGUACCUGCCCCCACCGUGGGGCGAGUGCCGCUCCCCGGAGCUGGGCCUGGCGUUUUUCCCGGUGUACAGCGUCACAGCCUGCAGGAUCGACUGCGAGACUCGCUACAUCGUGGAGAACUGCAACUGCAGGAUGGUGCACAUGCCAGGAGAUGCUCCCUUCUGCACCCCGGAGCAGUACAAGGAAUGCGCAGAGCCCGCGCUCAGUCUCCUGGCAGAGAAGGACAGCAAUUACUGCAUCUGCAGGACCCCCUGUAACCUUACCAGGUACAACAAGGAGCUCUCCAUGGUCAAGAUCCCCAGCAAGACCUCAGCCAAGUACCUGGAGAAGAAGUUCAACAAGUCAGAAAAAUACAUCUCAGAGAAUAUUCUCGUGCUGGACAUUUUUUUUGAAGCACUCAACUACGAGACCAUUGAGCAGAAGAAAGCCUAUGAAGUUGCAGCCUUACUUGGUGACAUUGGUGGCCAGAUGGGGCUGUUCAUCGGGGCCAGCAUCCUCACCAUCCUCGAGCUCUUCGAUUACCUGUACGAGCUGAUCAAGGAAAAAUUAUUGGACCUUCUUGGAAAAGAGGAAGAGGACGGGAGCCAUGACGAGAACGUGAGCACCUGUGAUCCAGUGCCAAACCACUCGGAGAGCCUGAGCCACACUGUGACCGUGCCCCUGCAGGCCCCGCUGGGGACGCUGGAGGAAAUCGCCUGCUGACCCCUCCCACCACAGUGCCCAUCCCGAGAAGGAAAACUGCACAGGGAAAACAGGGACCCAGCUCAGUCCCUGGGUUUCAGUGCCAGAAGGAGCAUCCCAGAAUUCUCCAUUCCCAGCGCCGUAGGCUGAGAGUUUUAGAAUAAAAGAGAUGCAAAAGUCGCCGCUCUCGGAUUCUUCUCCCGGUCGCGUCCUCCGGGUGAGGCUGGGCUGAAUCCCGAGCUCAGCCCAAGGUGAGCAUCCCUGGAGAGGAGCCACAGGGGCUCCCUAUGGAUCAUCCCAGUCCUGCUCCUCCACCUGCAGAGCCUGCAGAGUCCAGGAGCACUGGGUGGGGCUGGCUUCAUUCAUUUCUUUUUUAAUUUCUGGGGGGAAUUUUUGGAAUUUCUUUCUUCUCCCAUUCAUGGAUUCUGUGCUUUCUCCUCGUUCUCCUGACUGAUAUUAAAGCUGGUCUUGUGGAAAUGGC